Messenger RNA from Nannospalax galili (Upper Galilee mountains blind mole rat), 4182 nucleotides. RefSeq names its product adhesion G protein-coupled receptor A3 (gene Adgra3). Gene Ontology annotation, molecular function: G protein-coupled receptor activity. The coding region runs from base 440 to 3856 and encodes 1138 amino acids. Gene Ontology annotation, biological process: G protein-coupled receptor signaling pathway; cell surface receptor signaling pathway. Lineage: Eukaryota; Metazoa; Chordata; Mammalia; Rodentia; Spalacidae. Gene Ontology annotation, cellular component: external side of plasma membrane; plasma membrane. The transcript is spliced from 19 exons. The record is from RefSeq and is a predicted model, not a curated record.
CACCGGCAGGGCGGCGGGCGCCGGCGAGGGCAAGGUGGUGUGCAGCAGCCUGGAGCUCGCGCAGGUCCUGCCCCCGGACACGCUGCCCAACCGCACCGUCACCCUGAUUCUGAGCAACAAUAAAAUAUCUGAGCUGAAGAAUGGUUCGUUUUCUGGAUUAAGUCUCCUUGAAAGAUUGGACCUCCGGAACAAUCUUAUUAGUAGUAUAGACCCAGGUGCUUUUUGGGGACUGUCAUCGCUAAAAAGAUUGGACCUGACGAACAACCGAAUAGGAUGUCUAAACGCAGACAUAUUUCGAGGACUCACCAAUCUGGUUCGGCUAAACCUUUCAGGAAAUUUGUUUUCUUCAUUGUCUCAAGGAACUUUUGAUUAUCUUGGCUCAUUACGGUCUUUAGAAUUUCAGACUGAGUAUCUUUUGUGUGACUGUAACAUACUGUGGAUGCAUCGCUGGGUAAAGGAGAGGAACAUCACUGUGCGGGACACCAGGUGUGUUUAUCCUAAGUCACUGCAGGCCCAGCCAGUCACAGGGGUGAAGCAGGAACUCUUGACAUGCGAUCCUCCCCUCGAGCUGCCAUCCUUCUACAUGACUCCGUCUCACCGCCAGGUCGUGUUUGAAGGUGAUAGUCUUCCCUUCCAGUGCAUGGCUUCCUAUAUAGACCAAGACAUGCAGGUGCUGUGGUAUCAGGAUGGGCGCAUUGUUGAAACCGAUGAGUCCCAAGGGAUCUUUGUGGAGAAGAACAUGAUUCAGAACUGCUCCUUGAUUGCCAGUGCCCUAACCAUUUCUAAUAUUCAGGCUGGAUCCACUGGAAAUUGGGGCUGUCAUGUCCAGACCAAACGUGGGAACAAUACAAGAACUGUGGAUAUUGUGGUGUUGGAAAGCUCUGCCCAGUACUGUCCACCAGAGAGGGUUGUGAACAACAAAGGUGACUUCAGAUGGCCCAGAACACUGGCAGGCAUCACUGCUUAUCUGCAGUGCACCAGGAACAUGCAUGGCAGUGGGAUCUAUCCUGGGAACCAACAGGAUGAGAGGAAGGCCUGGCGCAGGUGUGACAGAGGCGGCUUUUGGGCCGACGAUGAUUACUCUCGCUGUCAGUAUGCAAAUGACGUCACUAGAGUACUUUACAUGUUUAAUCAGAUGCCCCUCAAUCUCACAAAUGCUGUGGCAACAGCUCGGCAGCUGCUGGCUUAUACUGUGGAGGCAGCCAACUUUUCUGACAAAAUGGAUGUUAUAUUUGUGGCUGAAAUGAUAGAAAAGUUUGGAAGAUUUACCAGAGAGGAAAAAUCAAAAGAGCUUGGUGAUGUGAUGGUGGACAUAGCGAGCAACAUCAUGCUGGCUGACGAGCGCGUCCUCUGGCUGGCGCAGAGGGAAGCGAAGGCCUGCAGUCGGAUUGUCCAGUGUUUGCAGCGCAUUGCCACGCACAGGCUGGCCAGCGGCGCUCACGUGUACUCCACGUAUUCGCCCAAUAUUGCUCUGGAAGCUUACGUCAUCAAGGCUGCUGGCUUCACAGGAAUGACCUGCACCGUCUUCCAGAAAGUGGCAGCUGCCGAUCGCUCAGGACUUUCUGACUAUGGGAGGCGAGACCCUGAUGGAAACCUUGACAAACAACUGAGCUUCAAGUGCAAUGUUUCAAACACGUUCUCAAGCCUGGCACUGAAAAACACUAUCAUGGAGGCUUCUAUUCAGCUUCCAUCAUCUCUUUUCCUACCAAAGCAAAAGAGAGAAGUCAGAGCAACUGAUGACGCCCUCUAUAAGCAAACGAGAGAAGUCAGAGCAACUGAUGACGCCCUCUAUAAGCUUCAGCUCAUCGCGUUCCGCAAUGGAAAGCUUUUUCCAGCCACAGGAAAUUCCACCAACUUGGCUGAUGAUGGCAAGCGGCGUACAGUAGUGACUCCUGUGAUCCUCACAAAAAUAGAUGGUGUGACCAUAGAUACCCACCACAUCCCUGUUAAUGUGACGCUGCGUCGAAUUGCACAUGGAGCAGAUGCCGUUGCAGCACAGUGGGACUUUGAUUUGCUGAACGGACAAGGAGGCUGGAAGUCAGAUGGGUGCCGUAUACUCUACUCGGAUGAGAACAUCACCACAAUUCAGUGCUAUUCCCUGAGCAACUAUGCCGUGCUAAUGGAUCUGACAGGAUCAGAGCUGUACAUGCCGGCUGCCAGUCUCCUGCAUCCUGUGAUUUAUACCACUGCCAUCAUUCUCCUCCUUUGUCUCCUGGCCGUCAUCAUCAGUUACAUGUACCAUCACAGCUUGAUUCGGAUCAGUGUCAAGAGCUGGCACAUGCUUGUGAACUUGUGCUUUCACGUUUUCCUGACCUGCGUGGUCUUCGUGGGAGGAAUAACCCAGACUAGAAACACCAGCGUCUGUCAGGCAGUUGGGAUCAUUCUUCAUUAUUCUACUCUUGCCACAGUACUGUGGGUUGGAGUUACUGCUAGAAAUAUUUAUAAACAAGUCACUAAAAAGGCUAAGAGAUGCCAGGAUCCGGAUGAGCCACCCCCUCCGCCAAGGCCGAUGCUCAGGUUCUACCUGAUUGGCGGUGGGAUUCCCAUCAUCGUGUGUGGCAUAACUGCGGCUGCAAACAUCAAGAACUACGGCAGUCGGCCGAGUGCGCCCUAUUGCUGGAUGGCCUGGGAACCAUCCCUGGGAGCCUUCUACGGACCUGCCAGCUUCAUCACUUUCGUAAACUGUAUGUACUUCCUAAGCAUAUUUAUUCAGUUGAAAAGACACCCUGAGCGCAAGUAUGAGCUCAAGGAGCCCACAGAGGAGCAGCAGCGGCUGGCGGCCACUGAGAACGGGGAAGUGAGCCACCAGGAUUCCAUGUCCCUGUCGCUGAUCUCCACUUCCACCCUGGAGAACGAGCACACUUUCCGUUCCCAGCUCCUGGGCGCAAGCCUCACUCUGCUCUUGUUCGUUGCCUUGUGGAUGUUUGGGGCCAUGGCCGUUUCUCUGUACUACCCUCUGGAUUUGGUUUUUAGCUUCUUUUUUGGAGCCACUUGUUUAAGCUUCAGUGCGUUCCUCAUGGUGCACCAUUGCGUCAAUAGGGAGGAUGUGAGACUUGCGUGGAUCAUGACGUGCUGCCCAGGACGCAGCUCGUAUUCAGUGCAGGUCAACGUCCAGCCCCCCAAUUCGAGCGGGACGAACGGAGAGGCGCCCAAGUGCACGAACAGCAGCGCAGAGUCUUCGUGCACAAACAAAAGUGCGUCGAGCUUCAAGAAUUCUUCCCAGGGCUGCAAGCUCACAAACCUGCAGGCUGCCGCAGCGCAGUGCCAGGCCGGGGCCCUGCCUGUCGGCCCCGCACCUCAGCCGGAUAACAGCCUCACCGAACAUUCAGUGGACAAUGAUAUUAAGAUGCACGUGGCUCCUUUAGACGUGCAGUUUCGCACAAACGUGCACCCGAGCCGCCCCCAUAAAAAUCGAAGUAAAGGACACCGGGCCAGCAGGCUCACUGUCCUGAGAGAAUACGCCUACGACGUCCCGACCAGCGUGGAAGGAAGCGUGCAGAACGGCUUACCUAAAAGCCGGCCCGGCAAUAAUGAAGGACAUUCGAGGAGUCGGAGAGCUUAUUUGGCCUACAGAGAGAGACAGUACAACCCUCCCCAGCAAGACAGCAGUGAUGCGUGCAGCACACUUCCCAAAAGCAGUCGCAAUUUUGAAAAACCUGUUUCCACUAGCAGUAAAAAAGAUGUAGUCAGGAAGCCACCUGCAGGAGAACUUGAAAGUCAGCAGAAAUCUUAUGGCCUGAACUUGGCCAUUCAGAAUGGAUCAGUUAAAAGCAGUGGACAGGAAGGACCCUUGAUAGCUACUGAUAUCACUGGUAACUUUAGGACUGGAUUAUGGAAACACGAAACUACUGUGUAGUGUUGCUGGACUUCCUAGACAGAGUUGUUACAAACUGUGAUACUCACAUUCCUUUAAGCUACAACAUUUAGAAAUAAACUGUUUACAGCUGCUUUAGGGAUUUGAAACAAUUCUGAAUACACUUUGUAAUUUACUUACUUUGUAUUCUCAAAUUGGUUUUUUUUUCCCCAAAAAAUAAAAAAAAAAAAUUUUAGAGCAUUAUUUUAUUUGUCAAAGCACCAAUAAGACAUUUUUGAAGUUGGAAAAUAUAGUUUCUUAGAAUCUAUACUAUCUACUUAACAUUUCAGGCCUGUAUUUAAUAAAAUAAAUAGGAGUUUGUCGUGUCA